GUCAUUUUUCUGUUCUGCAGUUCCCCUCCCGUCAGUCUUUUUAACAACACAAAACAAAAAUUAAAAUGUUGUAAUAUGACUCAAUAGAUUCGGUGAAUUGCAAAACAAUGUGCUCUUGAGACUUUCUAAUCCGAUGCAUUAGUCAAUUAGCGACGAUGUCGGUGGUUUUGUGAUACAGUUCCGUGUGUUUUGGAAUGGCGACUCGCAGAGAUGUUCUGAAGGCUUCUAUGGAUCCUUUACCUAGUGCCAGCGAUCCUCUCAGGGAGCUUUUCGAAGCCUGCAAGGUGGGAGAUAUCGCCAGGGUGCGAAAACUGAUCACACCCACGACUGUGAAUGCCAGGGACACUGCUGGAAGGAAGAGUACUCCCUUGCACUUUGCUGCUGGUUAUGGCAGGAGGGAUGUUGUAGAGUUCUUGCUGUCUGCGGGAGCUUCCAUUCAAGCACGGGACGAUGGAGGCUUACAUCCAUUACACAAUGCGUGUUCAUUUGGACAUGCCGAUGUGGUGAGGUUAUUACUGGAAGCUGGCGCCAAUCCCAAUACAAGAGACAACUGGAAUUACACGCCCUUGCACGAAGCGGCUAUUAAAGGAAAAAUAGAUGUUUGCAUAGCCCUCCUGCAGCAUGGAGCAGAUGUAAACAUCCGCAACACCGAAGGAAAAACCCCCUUGGAAGUCGCCGAUGUCUCUACUCGACCCGUGCUGACGGGAGAAUACCGUAAAGAUGAAUUACUAGAGGCGGCACGUUCCGGUGCGGAGGACAGGCUUUUGGCACUGCUCAAUCCGUUAAACGUAAAUUGUCACGCCAGCGACGGACGCAGGUCGACUCCCUUACACCUGGCGGCGGGAUAUAACCGCAACCGCGUCGUGCAGCUCCUGUUACAGCACGGCGCUGACGUUCACGCUAAAGACAAAGGUGGUUUGGUCCCCUUGCACAACGCUUGCUCUUACGGCCACUUCGAGGUGACGGAAAUGCUGAUUAAGCAUGGCGCUAACGUAAAUGCUAACGACUUGUGGGCUUUCACGCCUCUACACGAAGCCGCCUCGAAAUCCAGAUUGGAGGUCUGUUCGCUGUUGCUCAGUGAAGGGGCGGAUCCCUACCAGUUAAACUGCCACUCGAAAUCCGCAAUCGACGUCGCGCCCACGCGAGACCUGCAAGAAAGGCUAGCUUACGAGUACAAGGGCCACCUGCUGCUAGAGGCGGCCCGCCAGGCCGACACGGCCAAGAUAAAAAAGUACCUCACCCCGGAAAUCAUAAACUUUAAGCACCCCUACACGGGUGACACGGCCCUGCACGCCGCCGUCAUUUCCCUCUACCCGAAGAGGAAGCAGGUAAUCGAGACGUUGAUCCGAAAAGGCGCUCAUCUCAACGAAAAGAACAAAGACUUUCUCACCCCGCUUCAUAUUGCCUCGGACAACUCAAACUACGAUCUCAUGGACGUGCUGUUGAGGCACGGGGCCAAGGUGAACGCCCUGGACGGAUUGGGACAGACCGCCCUCCACAGGUGCGCCAGAGAGGAUAACGUUCAGGCUUGCAGGAUACUGAUGAGUUACAACGUCGAUUUGAGCAUCGUUUCGCUGCAGGGCUAUACGGCCGCUCAGGUGGCUUCGGAGAACGUGCUGAAGAUAUUGCAAGAUCCUCCGACCGGUACUGCCGACGUAGAGUGCCAAAUUCUGGAGGCCGCCAAAUCGGGAGAUUUGGACCAAGUACAAAGACUGUUGGGAUCGUUUCCCCACAUAGUCAACUGUCGCGACUUAGACGGGAGACAUUCGACCCCUCUACAUUUCGCUUCUGGCUAUAACAGGGUAUCGGUGGUAGAAUUUCUCUUACAGCAGGGUGCCGACGUUCACGCUAAAGAUAAAGGGGGUUUGGUGCCGUUACAUAACGCCUGUUCCUACGGACACUACGAAGUGACUGAACUUCUAGUAAAGCAUGGCGCGAGUGUGAACGUCGCCGACCUGUGGAAGUUUACGCCGCUACACGAAGCUGCCGCUAAAGGAAAGUACGAAAUCGUAAAGUUAUUACUUAAGCACGGAGCGGACCCCAGCAAGAAGAACCGUGACGGCGCCACUCCCUUGGAUUUGGUACGCGAAGGCGACCAGGACGUGGCCGACCUCCUUAGGGGUAACGCCGCCUUGUUGGACGCGGCCAAGAAGGGCAACCUUGCGAGAGUUCAGAGACUUGUCACUCCCGAGAACAUCAACUGUCGCGACGCGCAGGGUAGAAACUCGACACCUUUACACUUGGCGGCUGGUUACAACAACGUUGAGGUAGCAGAAUUUCUACUCGAACAUGGCGCCGACGUUAACGCCCAGGACAAGGGCGGACUUAUACCCCUCCACAACGCCUCUAGUUACGGCCACCUCGAUAUAGCAGCUCUCCUGAUCAAGUACAAUACUGUUGUAAACGCUACUGAUAAAUGGGGCUUUACGCCCCUCCACGAAGCCGCCCAGAAGGGAAGGACGCAGCUUUGUGCUUUGCUGCUCGCCCACGGGGCGGACCCCUUCCUGAAGAACCAGGAGGGCCAGGCCCCGGUAGACUUGGCCUCCGCCGACGACGUCCGCUGCCUACUGCAAGACGCCAUGGCCUCCCAACAGGGCGUCGCCACGACCUCCGCGCCACCCUCCCGCGCCCCGUCUAUCGCCCUCUCUCACACACCGAGUCCCCCCUUGCCCUCUACCGUCAACGCAGAGACCGUGAUCAUGCCCUCGGGGGCCGCGGUUCAGCUGUUGGUACCUGUCGGUAGUAGGAACAGCGUAUCCAUGGGCGCUGCCGAGGGAUGCUGCUCCACGACGAAGAUGGAGAGCAGCGAGAGCGAAGUGGGCGGGAUUUGUUCGGUUGCUAAUUUCCUCGCCAGCUUGAAUCUGGAGCACUUGUUGGACAUCUUCGAGAGGGAGCAGAUCACCCUCGAUAUAUUGGCGGAGAUGUCGCACGAGGACCUGAAGCAGAUCGGCAUAUCGGCGUACGGGUUCCGUCACAAGCUUAUAAAAGGUAUGGAACGUCUGAUGGCCAGUUGCAGUGGUCUGUGGUCCACCCCUUCUAACCCCGGUACUUUACUCGUCGAUCUUUUGUCCGACGAUAAAGAAUUUAUUACCGUCGAAGAGGAGAUGCAGAACGGUAUAAGGGAGCACAGAGAUAACGGUCACGCCGGUGGUGUAUUUUCACGAUACAAUAUUGUCCGGAUUCAAAAAGUGCAGAAUCGGAAGCUCUGGGAGCGUUACACGCACCGCAGGCAGGAGGUGGGCGAGGAGAACGGCAACCAGUCGUGUGAAAGGAUGCUGUUUCACGGCUCGCCUUUCAUCAACGCCAUCGUGCAGAAGGGUUUCGACGAGAGGCACGCUUAUAUCGGCGGUAUGUUUGGCGCCGGUAUUUAUUUCGCCGAACACUCUUCCAAGAGCAAUCAGUACGUAUAUGGAAUCGGGGGAGGUACCGGGUGUCCCACGCAUAAGGAUCGCAGCUGCUACACUUGCCACAGGCACUUGCUCCUCUGCCGCGUGACGCUCGGCAAGUCGUUCCUGCAGUUCAGCGCAAUGAAGAUGGCGCACGCUCCCCCGGGCCACCACUCGGUGGCCGGUCGUCCGUCGGCGGGCGGCCUGAACUUCCCGGAGUACGUCGUGUACCGGGGAGAGCAGGCCUACCCCGAAUACUUCAUAACGUACCAGAUCGUCAAGCCCGAAGACCGUUCCAGUGGGGCAGACUCGGACGUCAGGUGAUUCCAAGAGCAGUGGUUGAUGCUGCAGCCGACUAGGUCGUACAAGGACUACCUGUGCAGCCUGCUGUGCCACGCUUUGCGCUGCUUAGUGCCGGCGAGGAAAAAGUGCAGUUGCCAAGAGCAGAGGAACUGAUCUUAGUCGUUUCGGUAAUCGAUUUGAAUCGGAGACGGCGGAUGGGGUUUUUGACUAGUGGCGUUUUAAGGUAUUUUUUAAUUCUCUCCACACAAAGUUUUUAAAUGGAAAUGAAUUUUAAUUUCAGAUAUUUGGACGUUUUUUUUUAUUUAUUGUGAAAUUAUAAAAUAUAGGCUCGAUUUUUUCAGUUUUACGUACCGCGAAACGGGGCGAUAUUGUGACAUUGCAGAAUACUAACCUUUUAAAAUAUAAAGCUUUGACUAUCUGGGCUCCACUUCAUCAGUUAACAUGUUUGAGUUAGUGUUUUAGAUGUUACGUUUUUAUUUGGAAACGAAUUUGUGAAACUGCCAUUCGGUUUUCAUGAUGCUCAAACGAUAAAGAAAAUGUAUAGUGUAGAAACUUUUGAAAAUAAAUAUUGGUAUAAUUGAGGUUCGUUAAAAGUAAAAUUUGCAUUUCCAUUUGUUUUUUUUUAUAUUUGUAAACGUAAAGUUUAAAACUCCAUCCGCAGUUAUAAAAUGCCCCACAUUAAAGGAAUUGCAAGUAUUUUUUAAAAUUGGGAGUGGCGUAUUGUAAAAAAACUUUAGAUAUUUCCUUUAUUGCAAUAAGUAUUUUAUAUAUAUAUGAAUUAUUUCUUGUUUUACUGAUUAUUAGUAAAGUAAAAUAAUUUCAAACUAUUGUAUGUGGGAACGCAAAUGGCUCUAUCUGUUGUGCCGACUCCCAAGUGUGCCAUUCAAAUGGCUACAGUAGGAACCGACCUGCUAUAUUGCAGGUACUUGUUGCACGACUGCCACCC
Anoplophora glabripennis (Asian longhorned beetle) is the source of this 4635-nucleotide messenger RNA. RefSeq names its product tankyrase. The coding region runs from base 195 to 3710 and encodes 1171 amino acids. Gene Ontology annotation, molecular function: NAD+ poly-ADP-ribosyltransferase activity; protein binding. The transcript has 13 exons. The record is from RefSeq and is a predicted model, not a curated record. Lineage: Eukaryota; Metazoa; Arthropoda; Insecta; Coleoptera; Cerambycidae.